Messenger RNA from Dioscorea cayenensis subsp. rotundata (Guinea yam), 669 nucleotides. RefSeq lists its product as uncharacterized. Lineage: Eukaryota; Viridiplantae; Streptophyta; Magnoliopsida; Dioscoreales; Dioscoreaceae. Bases 1 to 669 code for a protein of 222 amino acids. The transcript is spliced from 3 exons. The record is from RefSeq and is a predicted model, not a curated record.
AUGGAAUUCCAAAGAUUUGGUCCACCACCAUUCGAGGGUACUACUAAUCCAGAUGAAGUGGAAGUUUGGGUAGAACAAAUGGAGAAAGCUUUUGCUGUGAUGAAGUGUAUUAAAGAAGAGAAACUGAGGUUUGGUGUAUACAUGCUUAAGGGUUCUGCAAAUUACUGGGACAAGAUGGUCCAGUUUGAGAAAAAGUUCAUCAAUCUCACUCAGGGUAGUAUGACAGUGGAUGAGUAUGAGAUGGAAUUUGACAGACUUUCCAGAUAUGCUCCGAAGCUGGUGGAUGAUGAUCAGAGCAGGAGUGAUACUAAAGAUCAAAAUAGAAGGUUUCUGAAAAAGAGGGAUAGAAGCUUUGACAGCCAAAGGAACCAUCAGUUAGGAAGUGAAGGAAAGCCUAGGUUGGAGGCGAGACAAAGUGAAUCUCAGACUGUAAAUGGGCCACCAACACAGUGGUCUCGUGGGUUUGCAACUGUUCCGCCUCAUUCAGGACAGAGAUGUGCUACUUAUGAAGGUUCUCAUGCGACUGCAGAUUGUAGACGUAAUACUGGGGCUUGUUUCAAGUGUGGCAGUUUGGAGCAUCGUAUUGCUGGGUGUCUACAGCGGUUUUCUGGGGCACAGAGGACAUCUAGUGUGCAAGAUUCGAGGCAGGUGUCAGCGCCUAAGCCUUAA